AUGGCCGUGCGACGUCUCGUGAGUCUGGAGCGAAAGUUUGCGAAAGAUCAAGCGCUAGCAGAUCGUGUUCGUGAUAAAAUCCACGAAUACGAACGAAAGGGCUGUGCACCCAAAGCAACUCAGGCUGAGCUGGACUCAUGCGAUCGUGACCGAUUAUGGUUUCUGCCCUUGGGAGUAGUACAACACCCAAGGAAGCAAAAGGUCCGUCUCAUCUGGGAUGCCAAAGCUACCGUCAACGGAGUAUCAUUCAACUCCAGGUUGCUGAAAGGUCCCGAUCUGCUGAUUCCUUUGCCCACAGUGCUCAGUUCUUUCCGCCAAUUUCCGAUUGCCGUGUGUGGCGACAUACGAGAGAUGUUCCAUCAGGUACAGAUCAGAGAACAAGAUCGUCUUUCGCAGUGCUUUCUGUGGCGGGAUAAACCAGCCGACGACAUCCAGGUAUUCGUGAUGGACGUUGCUACGUUCGGCUCCACAUGUUCACCCGUUUCAGCCCAAUUUGUAAAAAAUCUCAACGCUGAGCAGUUCUCCGCUGUGUAUCCUAGAGCAACUAAAGCUAUCACGAAGAACCAUUACGUGGAUGACUAUUUAGAUAGUUUCGAAACGGCGAAGGAAGCAAUCGAAGUCGUCAAACAGGUGAAACUCGUCCACUCAAAAGGCGGGUUUGACAUUCGGAAUUUCCUCUCAAACUCCGCCGAAGUACUACAAGAAAUCGGUACAACAUCAAAGGAUGCCAACAAAGAACUUGCAUUGGAGAGAGGGGAAAACAUGGAGUCUGUACUGGGGAUGAUGUGGCAACCAAAUGACGACUGCUUUACGUACACGUUGGCUCUACGAGGUGACUUGCGCUCAGCCCUGAGGGAAGAUUACGUCCCUACCAAGCGUGAAGUACUCAAGGUCGUUAUGAGUCUGUUCGAUCCACUGGGUCUCAUUUCGUUCUUCCUUAUCCACGGAAAAAUCAUCAUCCAGGGAAUCUGGAGCUCCGGGACCGGCUGGGAUGAAACAAUUAAUGAAAACUCAGCCCGACAAUGGCGACAGUGGGUGCAAUGCUUCGAUCAGUUAAGUAAGCUCAGGAUACCCCGCUGCUACUUUCUCGUUCCAUCUCUCCGAAAUCUCUCUGGACGACUAGAAGUGCAUGUUUUUGUAGACGCUAGUGAAUCAGCAUACUGUUGUGUUGUGUACUUUCGGUUGAUCUGCGGAAGUAACGUACAAUUAGCACUUGUAGGAGCAAAAAGUAAAGUUGCUCCACUCAAGACACUCUCAAUUCCACGGCUCGAAUUAAAAGCUGCUGUUCUUGGAGUUCAGUAUCUUCAAACGGUUUUGGAAAACCAUGAACUCUCAAUAUCCCACAAAUAUAUGUGGACUGAUUCGACCACUGUACUUGCGUGGAUUUUGUCAAAUCAUCGGCGGUACCAGAAAUUUGUGGCUGUUCGAGUGGGUGAGAUCUUGACCCUGAGUGAUCCUCAGGACUGGCGAUGGGUUCCAACGAAAUUCAACGUAGCGGACAAAGCAACCAAAUGGGGGCAAGGACCAGACUUCCAAGCGACUAGUCAAUGGUUCUGCGGCCCGACGUUUUUGCACCAAAGGGAAGAUCAGUGGCCAGUUCGUCGUCACAUUAACACUACGGAAGAAGAGCUCCGCCCUGUUCACACUCACUGGCUAACGACUCAGGUGAUUGACGUAGCUAGAUUCAGCAAAUGGGAGAGAAUUCUACAUUCGGUUGCCUAUGUCCAACGUUACCUUGAAAAACUGCAAAGCAAGCGUCAGAAUCUACGAAUCAAGUUAGGCGCCCUGAACCAGGGCGAACUGAAGCGAGCGGAGGAGACGUUGUGGAAAAUUGUGCAAGCCAAAUCUUACCCUGACGAAAUUUCAGUUCUAUUACCGAGUCAGGGCUUACCGGAAUCACGACAUCCAUGCGUUUCAAAAUCAAGUCCUAUAUAUAAAUUGUGGCCAUUUGUCGACGCCUGCGGAGUUCUUCGGAUGCGUAGCCGUAUCGGCGCAGCAGCAUACGCCGUGGAUGAAGCAAAGUAUCCUGCGAUUCUACAUCGACAGCAUCCCAUCACCAAGCUUAUCGUGAACUGGUACCAUCGUCGUUUUCGCCAUGCCAAUAAAGAAACCGUGGUAAACGAAAUACGCCAACGAUUUGAAAUUGCUAAGCUGAGGGCUGUCGUAGAGAAAGUAUCUAAAGAUUGUAUGAUGUGCCGUGUGCGGAAAGCAGUUCCGAAGCCACCUGUGAUGGCUCCGCUCCCCUCAGCCCGUCUGCAACCAUUUGUUAAGCCGUUUACAUACGCCGGUGUGGACUAUUUCGGGCCAAUUCUCGUCAAGGUUGGAAGAAGUCUAGUGAAACGCUGGGUGGCAGUAUUCACAUGCCUUACUAUUCGUGCAGUGCACAUUGAGCUUGUACACAACUUAUCAACCGAGUCGUGCAUCAUGGCGGUACGGCGGUUUGUUGCAAGGCGGGGUCCUCCGGCUGAAGUCUAUAGCGAUAAUGGGACAUGUUUUCAAGGAGCUAGCAAAGAGUUGCAACGACAGACCAACAAAGCCUUGGCGUCUACCUUCACGAGUGCUCAAACCAAAUGGCUUUUCAUUCCCCCGGCGGCGCCACACAUGGGAGGCGCCUGGGAACGUCUUGUGCGGUCGGUAAAAGUAGCAAUUGGUGCCGUAACAGACUCUCCUAAAAGACCAGAUGAUGAGACACUUGAAACUAUAUUGACGGAAGCAGAGUUCAGCCCCUCACAAACUCUUAUAUGGGUGAAAGAGUAUUCACCGGUUAUUGCCCGUCGAACCAAAUGGUUUGAGGAAGUUCGAGAGUUGAACGUUGGAGACCUGGUUCUGCUGAUUGGUGGAACGUCAAGAAAUCAGUGGAUACGUGGACGUGUUGAACAAACUAUUCCAGGACGGGACGGUAGAGUACGCCAAGCAAUAGUACGAACAGCGUCAGGAGUUCUACGGCGACCGGCAAUCAAGCUGGCCAUUCUCGACGUGUUAGAGGAGAGUAAACCUGCACUAGUUCCAGAUGGUAUGGACCCAUACCAAGGUUUACGGGAGGGGGGAUGUCACGACGAGACCCCUUGUUCUGCCUCAACUGUGGCCGACCAGCGUGAUGGUCAACAGCGGUCCACAACAGACGACUGA
Messenger RNA from Armigeres subalbatus, 3129 nucleotides. RefSeq lists its product as uncharacterized. The record is from RefSeq and is a predicted model, not a curated record. NCBI's taxonomy places the organism in Eukaryota, Metazoa, Arthropoda, Insecta, Diptera, Culicidae. The transcript is spliced from 2 exons. Gene Ontology annotation, biological process: DNA integration. Bases 1 to 3129 code for a protein of 1042 amino acids. Gene Ontology annotation, molecular function: nucleic acid binding.